GGCGUCUUUACGCGCACGGAGUUCACCGAGAGCGCAGAGCCACUGGACUGAUUUCAUAUUGCUUUGUCCGCUUUACGUUUUCUUUUUAGCAAUAUCUUUUUGAAGACUGAUGAAGAAACUCAUAUUAAUGCAGUUCUCUUAAGAGAAACGAUUGUUGAUUUUGUGGUGAUGGGUCUGAGGAGACGUUGGGUUAAGAACAUCAGGUAACUCCUGCACCAUGGACGUCCGUCUGCACUCCAAGCCCCAGCGCCACUACGCAGUCAACGGAGGAGUCCGUCAAACCUCCAGGCCAGGGGACGACGAGCUGCAGAGUCUGAGCCGGGAUGUGCUGGAGUGCAUCCAGUUCUUUGAUGAGACCAUUGUGUCAUUGGAGGAGAGUCUGCAGGAGGACGAGCGAAGCGCUGGGCAGGUGAAAGCGCCUGCGAGUAGCCACGGUCCCGUUGAUAGGGUGGGCGGACCCCUAGCUUUCAGUCACAGCCAUAAGUCCUCCGUUCUGGCCAGUCAUCCCAGUGCAAAAGAUCAGGAUAUUAUAGACCUGGUGCACCCAGAACCAGACCUGGUGCAACAGCCAAUCUUCAGCCCCACCUCUCCAGCGUUUCCCAGAAUAACGUCAGGGCCCGACAGCCACUUUGAGGUGAAGCCGCGGCGCGACCGCGUGGACGGCCUGCCCUCGGAGUACAACCCUCCGGUGCGAAGCGGCAGCUAUGGGCCGGCAGACGGCUUGUCCCCGUACCACCCCCCGGGCUGCAUCCCCACCCCGGCCCUGAUAGCCCAGAACAUAGCUGUGAACAAACCCGCCGCGCCCGCCCACCUCCUGGCCUCAUCGCUGCUUCGCCGCCAGAGCAUGGAAUCGGACAAGCACCACGGCGCCCCCGCCUCCGCCUCCGCCAAGCUGGCCCACCUGCCCCCUAACAUCAGCGUGGUCCACACCAACAAGGAUCAGCACGGCCCGGCGAGCGUGAACGUCCACGACAGGCAGGCCCAGAUGCUGGCCAACCUGGCGGGAACGCCGCACGUCCUGGCGCAGGAGAACGCCCAGCACGCCGCUCCCGCUCGCAGCAUCUCCCUAAAGGACCCGGCGCCGGACGUGUCCAGGAUGGAGGCGCUGUCCAAGCUGGGCCUGGACAGGAGCCGGUCCUUGUCUGGGGGCACGCCGGCUCACGCUGGCAGCGCCGCUCUGGACCCCCUUCCAACGAGCGCCGGCACCAAAGCCCGCGUCAGCAGAACCCCUCAGAGCCGGGCUCAGGCUGAAAGGGGACCAGAGAUGCCGCGAACGGCUUCCCCCGGCAGCCAUGACAACAGAACCCCCCAGCCGAGCGCGGCACCCGUCAGCCCCACGCUGGAGUUUAACAGCUAUGGGGGGAAGUCGGUCUUCGUCCAUCCUUCUGUUUACUCUGCGAGCGACUCUGCAACCUCUCCGACCAGCCCCGGCCCCGUAGCCCCCCCCCAGAGCCCGCCCAACGCCGUCGAGUUAAACACCUACGGAGGGAAGUCCAAAUUCAUGACCCCCGGGUCUGGAGCCGUGGCCAGAAACAACCUUCCAGACAUUCUCAGCUCCCACAUUGAUAAGAGUCAAACGUCUCCGGUCAGAUCGGAGCCUCCACCCAUCGAGCUCAACCCCUACGGGGGAAAGAGCCGGACCUUCAACUCUCCACCCGGCGCCAACCGCCCCUCGGAGGGCGCGACGAAGAGCUUCAAAGCUCCAGCCCCGACCCCGGCGCCCAAACCUCAACGGCACACCAUCCACAUGGGGGCCGCGAAGCCAGCGCCGCGGGCCCAGUCCCCGGAGCACCGGCGCAAGCCGGCAUCCAUGUUCCGCCCCCAGGGCAUCACGGUGCAGUUCUCUGGACGCGGGCCAAUGAACGACUCACGCAGGGAGGCGCUGAGGAAACUGGGGCUGCUGAAAGAUUCCUGAGGAACCGGCGGCGCCGCCAGCCUCGGUCCCGGGCGUGUUCCUGCUCCUGGAGGUGGAAUGUCAGGCAUCUGGGCAGAGAUGAGCUGGUACCAGGACCUGCACAGCAAGUCUCAUGCUGUGACACUGGUGUCAUAAAAGCUGAAACACUUUUGACACUGAGAUAAACGUUUAAUAUUGACUGUGAUUCAGGACACUGCACAGUGUUUAACUUCCUAUUUAGUUUUUUGUAUCAUACAGGGGAUGAGUGUCACUUAUACUAAAGUACAUAUAUAAGAGACAAUAAUAAGGGUCAGAAUCAACUCAGCCAAACUGAACAAGCUAAGCGUGUCAGCAAACAUACCCUGAACUCGCCUCACACUGAGAAAGGAGCUCCGUUUGUUUACAUGCAGAUGAACUUGUUACUUGCUUCAUGCUGUCACUCUCCUUCUGUGAACUCAACGUUCGCGCGCCGGCUGUGAAGACUUCAUCACCUUUGGGAGGACUGUUUUUUUGUUUUGUUUUUUUUGAUCAGUUUUCUUCCUGACUUUGGGCGAUCAGAGCUGAAGUGUGAUGGUUCUAGAGGCCCGUGAGGCACAUUCUGACUCAAGUGGACAAUAGAAGCUCACUCAGUGCCUUUUUACUGUUUCUAUUCCAUGUGAUGCCUUAGAAUCGCUGAGGAGCAGAAGCUACAGUGAAAGAGUUGUUGCUUUAGACGAUGUAAAGCGGAGCUGAAGGAUAUUUUUGCUCCACGGACAAACCUCCCACAGCAAACCACAAGCUGUGGAAUGGGCCCGUGGGCAGGACCUUCACUUUUUCAUGCAGAGGGAACGGUUACUUUAGGGACAGGCGAGCGCAUGGUACUGCACAAAACAAGCAAUCCACAAAUACAUCCACCCACUUGUGUGUUUUCACUCCUGUCAGUGUGUUAUUGGCCUGUUGCAGCAGCAUCAGUGUGUGUGUAUGUGUGUGUGUGUGUGUGUCUCAUCCAGACUCUGGCCUCUGUAGUUCAGCUACAGUCACUUCUGAAGGAUAUUUCAUUUGACACAGUUCUGCUUCUGUGUAAAUGUUAUCGUGUGUUGGUAUGUUUUUUUUACAGACUCCGGUUCUCUGUAGUUCAGCUACAGAAAUUUUGAAGUAUGUGAUGGUGCAUGUAUACAGCCAAUAACUACACUGUGUAAUGUACAGGACAGAACACAUUAAGUGGGAAAUGUAGUGACCAUCGGGCUCAUAUCACUUCUAAAGUCUGCCUCAUGUAGUUGAAGCUGAAUAUGUUUAUAAUCAUUAAAUAAAUAACCUCA
This is a messenger RNA of Betta splendens (Siamese fighting fish), 3192 nucleotides long. RefSeq names its product proline and serine-rich protein 2. The coding region runs from base 218 to 1915 and encodes 565 amino acids. Lineage: Eukaryota; Metazoa; Chordata; Actinopteri; Anabantiformes; Osphronemidae. The transcript is spliced from 4 exons. The record is from RefSeq and is a predicted model, not a curated record.